AUGACCGUCGACCUUGAAAAGCAGCAGCCACCCGCGGGGGAUGGCGGCGCCGCCGCCGCCACCGGCCCGGAACCCCAGCAUCACCACGGAGAACAAGGGAGCGACAUUGUAUCAACCAACAGCGUAUCGCAAUCAACACAACAAUCGACAGAGUCCUUGGACAGAAUACGGUCGCAAAAUGGCUACGGUGUGGACGAACUACAGCCUCGGCGAUCCCGCACCGCACCGGCCUGUUCACAAGAGAAAGACGCCUUUGAAGUAGGUUGGGAUGACGGGGCCAACGACCCUCUGUGCCCCUGGGGCUUCAACAAGGCCAGGAAAUGGGUCAUUGUAUCUAUCCUCUGCGCGGGGAGCUUUACAGUAACAAACAUCAGCUCUGGCUACACAUCGACAUACCAGCAAAUGGAACGCGAGUUUGGCAACUCUCGCAUCAUCUCUGUCCUCGGCCUCUCCCUCUUCGUGCUCGGCAUCGCCUUCGGCCCCAUGCUGUUCGGUCCGCUGAGCGAGUUCUACGGGCGGCGGCCCAUCUACCUGGUCGCGUGGACCGUCUUCGUGCUCUUCCUCUUCCCCGGGGCCUUUGGCACCAACAUCCAGACCAUCCUCGUGUCGCGUUUCUUUGGCGGCUUCUCCGGCAGCGCGUUCCUCGCCGUCUCCGGCGGCACCGUCGGCGACCUCUUCCAACGCCACGAGCUGCAGGCGCCGAUGGUGCUCUUCUCGCUCGCGCCGUUCCUGGGACCGACCGCGGGACCGCUGAUCGGCGGCUUCAUCAACUACAACGUCAACUGGCGGUGGACGUACUACGUGUUCCUCAUCUGGACGGGCGUGCUGCUCGUGGCCGUCGUCUUGUGCGUGCCCGAGACGUUCCACCCGAUCCUGCUGCGGAACAAGGCCCGGGACCUGCGCCGGCGCACGGGCGACGACCGCUGGCUCGCGCCGACGGAGAAGACGCAAAAGUCGGUCGUCCGCGCCAUCGGCGUCUCGCUCCUGCGGCCCAUGCAGCUGCUCGUUUUCGAGCCCAUGUGUCUGAACCUCUGCCUGCUGUCGGCGAUCCUGCUCGGUAUCCUGUACCUCUUCUUCGGCGCCUUUGCGCUUGUCUUUAGCACAAACUAUGGAUUCAACCUCUGGCAGGUGGGCAUGUCCUUCAUCCCCAUUUGCGUCGGCAUGUUCAUCGCUACCGCGACGGAUCCGCUGUGGCAUCGCUUCCGGAUGGGCCUCGUGGCCAAGCUCGAGCAGGAGACGGGCAUCAAGGGAAGAGCCGAGCCAGAGUUCCGCCUGCCGCCGGCGGUGGUUGGCGCGGUGCUGGCACCGGUUGGCGUCUUCAUCUUCGCGUGGACGUCGUAUCCGCAUGUUCAUUGGAUUGCGCCCAUGAUUGGCGAAGCAAUUUUCGGAGCCGGGAUUGUCCUCGUGUACACGGGCAUCUUCACCUUCCUGGUUGAUGCGUAUCCCCAGUACGCUGCCAGCGCCCUCGCAGCGAAUGCCUUCGUUCGAUGCUUAUUCGCGACUGCCUUUCCGCUCUUUGGGAACCAAAUGUACAACAAGCUCGGCUUUCAGUGGGCAUCGACGCUCCUGGCAUUCCUGCUGCUUGCGAUGAUGCCGUUUCCUUACAUCUUUUAUCGCUUCGGCAAGCAGAUUCGAAAGAAGAGUCGUUAUGCUACAAAUGCUUAA
This is a messenger RNA of Cordyceps fumosorosea ARSEF 2679, 1665 nucleotides long. Its product is annotated as Major facilitator superfamily transporter. Gene Ontology annotation, molecular function: transmembrane transporter activity. The transcript has 3 exons. NCBI's taxonomy places the organism in Eukaryota, Fungi, Ascomycota, Sordariomycetes, Hypocreales, Cordycipitaceae. Gene Ontology annotation, biological process: transmembrane transport. The coding region runs from base 1 to 1665 and encodes 554 amino acids. The record is from RefSeq and is a predicted model, not a curated record.